AUGAGCAUAAUUAGUUUUCAAAAUCAUGUUGUCGGAUUGGCCUAUAUAGUCUUGUGGACUAUUUGUCUGUUUGGCAAUGGUUGUGUGAUCUACAUUUUUAUGAAGACCAAAAGCUUGAGAACUCCUACAAACAUGUUUAUCGUAAAUCUGGCAGUAUCAGAUCUAUGCAUGAUGACGACUCAGGGUCCACCUGUAACAUUUAAUGCUUUUGUUCAACGAUACUGGAUGUUUGGAGAAAUAGGAUGCAAAGUGUAUGCUUUGACUGGCGGAGUUUUUGGAACUAUCUCCAUCCUUUCCAUGGUGGUCAUUGGAUACGAUAGAUACAACGUUAUUUGCAAGGGAUUUAGUGGAGUAAAGAUUACUCCCACCAAGGCUGUCGGGAUAAUCCUGUGCUUAUGGUUGUACAGUACUGCAGUGUGUGUUCCACCGUUCUUUGGCUGGGGUGGGUAUGCUGCAGAAGGAACAUUAAUAACCUGCAGCUAUGAUUAUCUUACUCAGGAUUGGAAUCAUAGAAGCUUCAUGCUGUAUGCCUUUAUAUUCAACUACUGUGUACCAAUGAUUAUGGUUAUUUCAUUCUACACUCAGAUUGUUAAGGCAGUGGUUAAGCAUGAAUCUGCCUUGAAAGCUCAAGCUAAAAAGAUGAAUGUUGACUCCCUGAGAUCAGGAGAGCAGCAAGGGGAUUCAGCUGAGAUAAAAAUAUAUUUGCUUUUAGAUCAGGAGAGCAGCAAGGGGAUUCAGCUGAGAGUUGCUAUUACUAACGUGAUGUUAUGGAUAUGUAUAUGGUCCCCUUAUGCCAUUGUAGUUAUGACCGGAUGCUUUGGGAACAUGAAUCUGAUUACACCAAUGGUGGCAGCCUUACCAUCGUUUUUAGCCAAAACUGCCUCCUGCCUGAACCCUCUGGUUUAUGCAAUCUCCCAUCCGAAAUAUAGAGAAGCACUGAGCAAAGAGAUUCCUUGCUUAGGGAUCGGACCAAAGCUUAAAGGGACUGUAUCCAAUUCCAAAGCUUAA
Molecule: messenger RNA, 1008 nt
Organism: Eurytemora carolleeae
Lineage: Eukaryota; Metazoa; Arthropoda; Copepoda; Calanoida; Temoridae
Product: compound eye opsin BCRH2
Exons: 10
Coding region: 1-1008 (335 amino acids)
Biological process (GO): G protein-coupled receptor signaling pathway
Cellular component (GO): membrane
Molecular function (GO): neuropeptide Y receptor activity
Source: RefSeq, a predicted model, not a curated record